CACCUAUAAGUGCGCACCCAGACAAUGGGUCCUUUUUUCUAAGGUUACUUGUCUUAAGGCAAUUCAGCUACCAAUAACUCGUGAAUCUUUUAGGUUAUGUUUGAACUUUCAUAAAUGUGUUUUUGAAAAAUAAAAAUAUACACAUAUCAGUUUUAAAAAUGAAGGCUAAAAUUUCGAAAUCAAAAAGAAACAACCAGAAGAAAAAUAAGCUUAUUAAACAAGGUGUUAUUAAAAAAGUAAAUAAACCUUUGAAAAAGGUUCCAAAUGGUAUAUCUGCUGUUAAAAAACCCAAACCAGUAGAGGAAGAUGAAAGCGAUCAAGGUGAAGACUUGUUGGAUAUGGUCGAAGAUGAAGACAUGAGCUUUUUAAAAAGUGCAAUUACCAGUCGGUCUUACAAUAUUUAUAAUAAAGUUCGAUACAGCGAACCUGAAGCAACAAAAACAAAAAGGAAGAAAGCCACUCAGGAUGACGAUACCAUAGAAAACGAUUUUGAGGAACAAUUGGGUGAAAAUGAUAAUAACGAAAAAAUAAAAGAACUGUUACCAAUCAAGACUAAAAAAGGGAUUGUACGAAACCGCGUGGUUGAACAAUUCCAAGAUGAUGAAAAUGAUAUUGAACAGGAAAAUACUGAAGAAGUUGUAGAUGAAGAGCAAAGUGAUGAAGAAAAUUUCUCUUUAGAAACUUCAGGAUUUGAUAUUGAUGGUCCAAUAUCAUUUAGUCAACUUUUAGCAAAACGCAAUGAGGUACUGAACAAAGCAAAAAUCCAUAUUGGAACCCUCAGCGCUGGUUUAUUAGAAAACCCUGAAGAAAAAGUAACUAAUUUACGAACAUUACUGUCUAUGUUGGAUGAAGAAACAGCAGAAAUGUAUUCAAGCAUAAGAAAGAUAAUUGUUGUAUCUUUGUUAGAAGUUUUUAAAGAUAUAUUACCAUCUUAUGAAAUAAAAAGUGUACAAAGUGAUGGAGUCAAACUGAAAAAGGAUACACUAAAAUUGAAAAAAUAUGAGGAGAGCUUACUUUUAUACUAUAAAAAAUACCUUCAAAAAUUGGAAAAAUAUGCAUUCGUUCUUUUUAAGAAAAGGGGCGAUUCUAGAAUAAGAUCAAAAGAAGAAAUUAUAUUGGGCACUCUAGCAAUCCACUCUAUGUGUGAUCUAUUAAUGACUCAUCCUUAUUUUAAUUUUUCACAAAACGUUGCACAAGCUAUUGUACCAUUUCUGAACAAUCGGGAUAAAAAAGUGAGGGAAAUCGUAAAAUCUUCAAUAACCACAAUUUUCAAAGAAGACAAGAAGGAAGAAAUUACAGUAAAGAUUCUUAGGGUAAUAAAUCAUUAUUUAAAAACCCAUCUCAACGUUCAUGUAGAAAUGCUAGAAGUUCUUUUGGUAUUAAAUUUGAAAGAGGUCAACUUGGACCAGGAAAAGGAACAUGAUAUGAAGCAAAAGAAAUUGAUGUCCCACAAAUCCAGGAUACUGCAGCUAUCUAAGAAAGAGAAAAAGAGGAAAAAGAAGCUAAAGGAAGUAGAAAACGAGUUGUUAGAAACGAAAGCGGAAGAAAGCAAACAAAAUAGGCAGAAAAACUUGUUGGAAAUUACCAAAAUAAUUUUCAAUAUUUAUUUUAGAAUCCUUAAGAAUUCCAAUAACACUAAAUUACUGGGCGUUUGUUUGGAAGGAUUAGCCAAGUUUGCACAUUGCAUAAAUAUUGAAUUCUACAUAGAUAUUGUCAAUGUAUUGGACAAUCUUUUGAAAGAAGAUUGGCUAGGUUACAGGGAAAGGUUGUUUUGCAUCCAAACCGUAUUCUCGAUACUUAGUGGCCAAGGGGAUGCUCUCAAUAUGGAUCCGCUUAGGUUUUACAACAGCCUUUUCAAGGAACUGCUUGCCAUUAAUGCUUCCUCGAAAAAAUCCGGCGACGUAUCGGUGCUGAUAAAAACGUUGUGCGAGGCUCUGAUCAAGAGACGAAAAAAAAUCACGCAAAAUAGGACGCUCGGAUUCAUCAAGAGAAUGGCACAGUUGAGUUUGCAGUUGACUCACGAAGGAACGUUAGGCUGUUUGGGAAUUAUCAAAACUAUUAUGCAGUUGACCAGGUCUACGGAUAUUUUACUAGACUUAGAUCCCUCUUCCGGCGAGGGCAAAUAUCAACCCGAAAUUGAUGAUCCGGAAUACACAAAUGCGGCCAGUACUGCUCUUACGCCUGAGCAAUUGUGCACGCAAUUCGACAUGUCAGAAAUGGCUUUCAAUCCUCCUGUACCCCUUUCGAAAUCCGGACCAAAGGGUAAAUCAAAGUUCGUUUUUGCCGACAGCUCGUUCGAAGACGAAUGCAGAGACGUUUUGCGAAGGCCCACGAAGAGAAAAAGUUUUUGGAUAGAUAGCAUUUGAAUAUAUUGUAUUUCUUUUUAUCUUUUUUAGCAAUUAAAAAAAUAUUUUAAAUUCAAUA
Psylliodes chrysocephalus is the source of this 2424-nucleotide messenger RNA. The record is from the annotation of a GenBank genome assembly. Lineage: Eukaryota; Metazoa; Arthropoda; Insecta; Coleoptera; Chrysomelidae.